AUGGAUAUAUACGAUCCUCAGACGUUAGGGGUGAUGGUGUUUGGAGGUUUCAUGGUGAUAUCCGCCAUUGGCAUUGCCCUUGUGUCCACCUUUUCGAUGAAGGAAACAUCUUAUGAAGAAGCUUUGGCCAAGCAACGUAAACAGCAUGAUAAGAACCAGCCCAAAGUGGAUAAAAAGAAGAAAGAUAAACUCACUGAAAAGAAACCAAAGUCAAAGAAAAUGGAUGAUAAACCCAAUGGAAAAUUACCUGAGCAUGAACCUUCUGUGCAAACUAUUAAGCGGAAGAAAGUUGAACAUCCAGUUGUAGUGGAAUUGGUUAAAGCUCAGGAAACUGUGACCCGUGUAACACCAAAUGUGUCUGCAGCUCCAGAAAAGGCAACUUCCUCUCCCAAGGACAAAGACACAAAGAAAAAACAGGCAAAGAAAGUCCAGAAAGUUGAACCAUCUCUGGGUCCAGUGAUUGCUGUGACUAAAGCAGUUUCAAAAUCUGCUCCAGUUUUGGAGGCUACUGUCAAAGAAGUGCCUGUGGUUGCUGUUCCUCCAGUUGCAGCAAAGCCAAGCACGAAGGUUUCUCCAAUUGGGGCAAAGCCAAACACAAAGCUUGUUCCUUCACUUGAAGAAAAGCAAAGCACAAAACGUGGCCCUCAAGGUGAAGCAAAGCAGAACACAAAGUCUGUUCCUCCAGCUGAAGCAAAGCCAAACACAAAGCCUGUUUCUCAGAAUGAAGGAAAAUCGAACAAAAAGCCUGUUGCUCCAGCUGAAGCAAAGCCCAACACAAAGCCUGUUUCUCCAAAUGAAGCAAAGUCGAGCAAAAAGACUGUUCCUCCUCCAGCUGAAGCAAAGCCCAACACAAAGCCUGUUUCUCCAAAUGAAGCAAAGUCGAGCAAAAAGACUGUUCCUCCUCAAGCUGAAGCAAAGUCAAGCACAAAGCCUGUUUCUCCAAAUGAAGCAAAGUCGAGCAAAAAGCCUGUUCCUCCAGCUGAAGCAAAGUCAAGCACAAAGCCUGUUCCUCCAGCUGAAGCAAAGUCCAACACAAAGCCUGUUUCUGCGAAUGAAGCAAAGUCAAGCAAAAAGACUGUUCCUUCAGCUGAAGCAAAGUCUAGCACAAAGCCUGUUCCUCCAACUGAAGCAAAAUCAAACACAAAGCCCAUUUCUCCAGCUGAAACAAAGUCGAGCAAAAAGGCUACCCCUCCAGCUGAAGGACAGAUGGACACAAAGCAUGUUCCCCCAGUUGAAGGAAAGCCAAGCAAAAAGCUUUCUCCUCCAGGUGAAGCAAAGUUAAACACAAAGCUUGUUUCUCCAGUUGAAGCAAAGCCAAGCACAAAGCUUGGCUCUCCUAAGCCAAGCACCCCAGUCACUAAUACUCAGGCCCAACCUCCUAAAAAAGCUGAGCCACAAAAAACAGCGAUCCCGGAGGACCAGACACAAGAACCAGCUCCAAAGAAAAAGAAACCAAAGAAGAAAUCUGAGCCAGUUUCCAAUGGAUUGGAUGGUGCUCUGUACCUCCCAUACAAGACCCUGGUUUCUACCAUCAGCAGUAUGGUUUUAAGUGAAGGGGAGGCACUGAAACUCAUUGAAAUCCUGACGGAGAAAAACGGCAUCAAGCAGGAUAACUGGCACACAGCCACUCAAAAGGGAGAUCCAGUUGCAGGUCUAAAAAAGCAGUUGGAGGAGAAAGAAAAAUUACUGUCAGCAGAACAAGAAACCGCAGCUGCUGCUAAAAAUAAGCUGCGUGAGAUUACCAAGGAACUGGCAGCAGAGAAAACCAAAGUUACUGGUGUUGAAGCCAAAAUGAAAGAGCAGAUCUUAUCUCGAGAACAGGAGAACAAUGCUCUGCAAGCCCGAAUGCAGGCCACUUACAAGACUCACUUGGUGGAGAUCCAGCAGCUACAAGGAAAGAUUCGGACUCUGCAAGACGAACUUGAAAAUGGCCCAAAAGCACAACUUGCCCGCCUACAACAGGAAAACUCAAUUCUUAGAGAUGCACUAAACCAAGCUACAAGCCAAACUGAGAGCAAGCAGAAUGCAGAACUGGCUAAGCUUCGUCAGGAAUGCAGCAAGCUAUCCAAAGAGCUUACCGAAAAGUCAGAGGCGCUGCACCAGGAGGAGCAGAGGAGGAAGAGUGUGGACGGGAAAAUCUCUGCCUAUGAGAAGCAAGUGGCCCAACUGCAGACUCAACAACAGGAAAGUGCAGCUACACUACAGAAGAGACUGGAUGAAGUAAACGAAGAACUGCGCAAGUCUCAGAAUGGUUACCAAACACUACUUGCAGACACGGAAAAGGCCAAAGGAGAACAGAAGAACGUGGCAGAUCUUCAGACUAAACUGAUGUCCUAUGAAGCUGAAGGCAAGCAAAAAUCCGAAGAGUUGGGAAGACUGAACCAAAAACUUCAGGAGGUUACCGGUGAAAACACACAGCUUUUGGAAAGAAUAAAAUCCAUUGAAGCUUUGCUGGAGGCAGGACAGAGCAGAGAUGCAGAGAAACAGCAGCAGGAAAGUAAAGAAGCAGAAAUGGUGCAGUUACAUGCCAGACUUCAAGAAAAAGAAGCUCAGAUUUCUUUACUGGAGAAAGAGGCUGCCGAGUUAAAGGAUACGGUUGAACAACAGAAAAAUAAAAACAAUGAACUUCGAGAGAAAAACUGGCAGGCGAUGGAUGCUUUGGGAAAGGCAGAAAAAACAUGUGAAGAGAAACUGAGCUCUGAGAGGAAAGCAAAGGAUGAUCUGGAACAUCAACUCGGUCAUAUUCAGACUCAGGCCAAAGAAACCUUGUUGACCCUUUUCCCACAGGUGUCUGUAGAGUCUCACCAGUUAUACAGUGAAUGGCUUCAGGAAUUCAGAGAAAAAUCCUCAGAUAUACUUAAACAGCUGAGCCAGCAUUCAGACCAGACAGAUUCUUCAGAUUCAUUACUUAAAUUAAAGGAAGCAGAAGAAGCACAGGCCUCAUUGCAGGCAGAAUGUGAACAAUAUAGGACUAUCCUUGCCGAAACGGAAAGAAUGCUGAAAGAUCUUCAAAAGAGUGUUGAAGAGGAGGAACAGGUGUGGAAAGCCAAAUUGGAAGAAUCUGAGGAGGUGCACAAGACGUCACAACUUCAAGUGAAAUCUUUAGAAGAGUCUGUGGAAAGACUGAAAUUAGAAGUCCAGAGUGCUGACCAGUUGAAGGAAUGCAUUGCCCUUAUGGAGGCCCAGCUGGAAACCCAGAUGAAUACAUCCAGCACAGAGUGUCAGACGUACUCUAUAGAAGUGGAGAGUUUGCGGCAGCUUUUGUCAGAGUCACAGGAACAGAUGGAAUCUACAAAAGCAGAAGCCAGAAAACAGAGCAAAGAGCUUUCUCUGCUCAGGCAGCAGUUAAGUGAAAUGCAGAAUCAUGUACAUGACUCUCAUGGCUCAGAUCAAAAGCUGAAGGUACCACAGUCAAGUCUGGAUGACCAGCAUGAAGAGCAGAAUAUGUCCGACCAGCAUGAAGAGCAGAAUAUGUCCGACCAGCUGGAAGAGAAAUCUGUGUACAGCUUGCAACAGGAGUUGGAGAAACUAAAAUCUGCAGAAGAGAUCUUAACUGGCACAGAGGAAGCCCAGCAGCUGAAGGAACAGGAUUCCGGCAGCACUGAUGGAACAUCCGUUUGAUCCUAUUUUUAUUUUUUUCUAUUUUUACCAAAAUGCCUUAAACAUUCCUUUCUUGAAAUUCAAAUAAUAAUAUUUCAGUGAGCCAAAAUACUUCAAAAUGUAUUAGUUAAGAUGAUAUCCAUGUGUUAAUCUGAAGAAGAAACAUUCCACUAUGAAACCACUGACCGUGUCAGUACCGCCAUAUCUUCGCCUCUGCCUUCCACACCAGUGGACUAAAUCCGUCGGUUGGCCUACAGAAAGGGACAGUCUGUACUCUGUACAUGAAUCAGUGCAAUUUCUUUAUUGUUUAUAUUUCUGAAUGAACAAUGUAUGGAUGCAAAGGGCAGGAAAAAGGAUGAGAAUGCCAUAUUGUAACUGGUCUCCAGUAUAAAAUCACUUGACUUGAUGGUUGCUGAAAUGACAUUAAAAAAUAUUGAUGUAGCCAUGAAAA
This is a messenger RNA of Bufo gargarizans (Asiatic toad), 4051 nucleotides long. RefSeq names its product ribosome binding protein 1 (gene RRBP1). Gene Ontology annotation, biological process: protein transport. Gene Ontology annotation, cellular component: endoplasmic reticulum membrane. Lineage: Eukaryota; Metazoa; Chordata; Amphibia; Anura; Bufonidae. The record is from RefSeq and is a predicted model, not a curated record.